Messenger RNA from Caretta caretta (loggerhead turtle), 4621 nucleotides. RefSeq names its product ephrin type-B receptor 5. The record is from RefSeq and is a predicted model, not a curated record. Gene Ontology annotation, molecular function: transmembrane-ephrin receptor activity; ATP binding; protein binding. NCBI's taxonomy places the organism in Eukaryota, Metazoa, Chordata, Testudines, Cheloniidae. Gene Ontology annotation, biological process: ephrin receptor signaling pathway; protein phosphorylation; axon guidance. Gene Ontology annotation, cellular component: plasma membrane; dendrite.
CCGCCCCACCCCACGGGCAGAGGGGAGCCGCAGGGACAAGGGAGUCUGAGUGGGGGACUGGCCCCCGCGCGGAGCCCCGCCUCCGGCAGCUCGAGAAAUGCUGCCGGUGGAGUGGAGAGGGAAGGAGCCGCGGCGGCUGGGAUUGGGGAUCUGGUGGGGGAAGCAGCGGCUGCAGCAGUAGCGGGAGCUGCUGCUCCGGGGCGGGGGGGUCCUGCAGCCAUACAGAGCUCCCUGCGCAUUGCACUGAACCUCGGGAGCUGAGCCGGGCCUCUGCAGGGGGAGAGGAGGAGCAGGGGGCUGAAGGGAGAGAGAUCCCCUCGAGGGAGACAGGCAGCUCAAGGGAGAGCGAUACUGGGAGAAAUCCGAGCAAGGGAGACCUAGAGAUCCCACCCUGGGGAAGAGCGAGAACAAGGGAGAGAAAGAGAUCCCAAAUCAAGGGAGAGCGAGAGAUCCCAGCACGAGGGAAAUUCCAAGAAGAGAUUAGAAGAAAGAGAUCGGGAGAAAGGUCCCAGCAAGAGGGAGUGAGAGCCUAGCAAGAAAGAGACCCCCAUGAGAGGAGUCUCCCAAGCAAGAGAUCCUAUGAAAAAAUCAAUCCCAGUAACAGAGAGAGGCAGGCAGAAAGCGAUCAACAAGCCUGAGAAGACAAAGCACUAGUCAAUGUACAGUAAGUAACAGUCCUGCACUGGCCCCAAGGAGAUGGACUAGAUGAAACCUACAUUCUUUGUGUUUUAACUUUUCUGAUGCUAUGAGAUUGGCAUAAUUCUAGCAGAAAAGAUCCCUGAGAAAGCUUCCUGAAUGACCCUAGAAAGAUCAAAGUAAAGAGAAAUAUUAUUAGGAUCCCUGCAGAAUAGACUGCAGAGAAAGAGAGAGGGAGAAAGAGAUAUCAUCGUAUACCAGCAGAAGGGAGAACACAGGAGAGAGCGAGAUCAUAGAGUAAAGACUUUGUGAUCCCAUCAGAAGAGAUCUGAGAGGGAGCCAUCAUCCAGGACAUCCUCAGUUCUCUGUUGUGAGAUCCUAGGGGAGAAACAGAAACAAACCAGAGUCACCCCUGUUGUGUGGAGACACUUGUGCUUUGGCUUGGAGAGGCCCUGACCCACCUAACACCACCUUGGAACUCUUGAAGGGAGUGGGGGGUGUUGUUUGGAGAUGGUGGAGUCCCUGGAGAAGCUACAUGGAUCUUAACGCUGCCUUAAGGGCAAGGAGAAGAGCAGUGGGAAUGGGUUGGCUGUGGCUGGUCUGUCUGUUUCACCUAGCCGCCUCACUGGAAGAAAUACUUCUGGAUACAACAGGAGAGACCUCGGAAAUCGGCUGGACCACCCACCCUCCUGAUGGGUGGGACGAGGUGAGUGUCCUGGACGACAAGAAGCUCCUGAUCCGAACCUUUGAGGUCUGCAAUGUGGCUGAGCCAGGCCAAAAUAACUGGCUGCGCACUCACUUCAUAGAGCGGUGUGGGGCCCACCGAGUCCACGUCCGUCUCCGCUUCUCAGUGCGUGACUGUGCCAGCAUGCGGACCGUGGCUUCUUCCUGCAAGGAGACCUUCACCCUCUAUUACUACCAGGCAGAAACCGACAUGGCUACGCAGGAUCUGCCUGAAUGGCGCGAGGGGCCCUGGACCAAGGUGGAUACCAUUGCAGCUGACGAAAGCUUCUCACAGGUGGACAGCACUGGGAAGGUGGUGAAGAUGAAUGUCAAGGUGCGCAGCUUUGGGCCGCUCACCCAGCGUGGCUUCUACCUGGCUUUCCAGGACUCAGGGGCCUGCAUGUCACUGGUGGCUGUACAAGUCUUCUUCUACAAGUGCCCAGCUGUGGUGAGGGGGUUUGCCUCCUUCCCUGAGACCUUUGCCGGUGGGGAGAGGACCUCGCUGGUGGAGGCAGUGGGGACCUGUGUGGCAGACGCAGAGGAGGCAAGUACGGCAGGGUCCUCUGGUGUCAGGCUGCACUGCAAUGGGGAAGGCGAGUGGAUGGUGGCCAUUGGGAGUUGCACCUGCAGGCCUGGCUACCAACCUGCUAACGACGAAGGAGCCUGCAAAGCCUGUCCCACUGGUUCCUUUAAAGCAUAUGUGGGAGAUGCCCCCUGCAGACUCUGCCCCACCCACAGCCACGCUCCAGUGCCAGGCUCCAGUGAAUGUGCCUGCCAAAGCCGAUACUACCGCUCUGCUUCGGACACGUCUGACACCCCCUGCACUGGCACUCCCUCCGCCCCCCGGGAUGUUAGCUACGAGAUCAUUGGCUCCAAUGUGCUCCUGACCUGGCGCUUACCCAAGGACCUGGGUGGCCGCAAGGAUGUCUUCUUUAAUAUCAUCUGCAAGGUGUGCCCGACGGGGUCUCCAGGGCCCUGCGUGCGCUGUGGGGACAGCAUUCAGUUUGAGCCACGCCAGGUGGGGCUAACAGAGAGUCGUGUGCAGGUCUCCAACCUGCUGGCCCGUGUGCAGUACACAUUCGAGAUCCAGGCCGUCAACCUGGUGACCGAGCUGAGCCCAGAGGCACCCCAAUAUGCAGCCAUCAACGUCAGCACCAGUCAGUCAGUCCCCUCUGCAGUUCCUAUGAUGCAUCAGGUGAGUCGCACCGCCAACAGCAUCACAUUGUCCUGGCCACAGCCAGACCAGCCCAAUGGAGUCAUCCUGGACUACCUGUUACGCUAUUUCGACAAGGCAGAAGAUGAGGAUAACUCAUUCACCAUAACCAGUGAGACCAACAUGGCCACCAUCUCAAACCUGAGCCCAGGCAAGAUCUAUGCCUUCCAGGUGCGAGCCAGGACAGCUGUGGGUUACGGGCCAUAUAGUGGCAAGAUGUAUUUCCAGACCCUGGUGGGAGGCGAACGCUCGGAAGUGGUUCAGGACCGGCUGCCACUUAUCGUGGGCUCAGCACUCGGUGGUCUGGCCUUCUUGGUAAUUGCUGCCAUUGCCAUCCUUGCCAUCAUCUUCAAGAGUAAGAGGCGAGAGACCCCAUAUACAGACCGUCUGCAGCAGUACAUCAGCACGCGGGGGCUUGGGGUGAAGUAUUACAUUGACCCUUCGACCUACGAGGACCCCAAUGAGGCUAUUCGGGAAUUUGCCAAGGAGAUUGAUGUGUCUUUUGUCAAGAUUGAGGAGGUCAUUGGAUCAGGAGAGUUUGGAGAGGUGUGUUUUGGGCGCCUGAAACCCCCGGGGAAGCGGGAGUACACAGUGGCCAUCAAGACUCUGAAGUCAGGUUACACAGAUGAGCAGCGGCGGGAAUUUCUGAGUGAGGCCAGCAUCAUGGGGCAGUUUGAGCAUCCCAAUGUCAUCCGCCUGGAGGGUGUGGUCACCAAGAGCCGACCCGUCAUGAUCGUCACAGAGUUCAUGGAGAACGGCUCACUGGAUUCCUUCCUCAGGCAACGAGAAGGACAGUUUAGCAUGCUGCAGCUGGUGGGGAUGCAGCGGGGGAUCGCAGCUGGCAUGCGUUACCUCUCGGACAUGAACUAUGUCCACCGUGACUUGGCUGCCCGUAACAUCCUGGUCAACAGCAACCUGGUGUGCAAGGUGUCUGACUUUGGUUUGUCCCGCUUCCUGGAAGAUGAUGCCUCAAACCCCACCUAUACUGGGGCCCUGGGUGGCAAGAUCCCCAUCCGCUGGACUGCUCCCGAAGCCAUCCAGUACCGCAAGUUCACAUCCUCCAGCGAUGUCUGGAGCUAUGGCAUCGUCAUGUGGGAGGUGAUGUCGUAUGGCGAGAGGCCUUACUGGGACAUGUCUAAUCAGGAUGUAAUUAAUGCUAUUGACCAGGACUAUCGCCUGCCACCACCCCCAGACUGCCCCACUGUCUUGCACCUUCUCAUGCUUGACUGCUGGCAGAAGGAGCGGGUUCAGAGGCCCAAAUUCGAGCAGAUAGUCAGUGCUCUAGACAAGAUGAUCCGCAAGCCAUCCGUGCUUAAAGCCACCGGCACAGGGAGCAGCAGACCAUCCCAGCCCCUGCUGAGCAACUCACCCCCAGACUUCCCCUCACUCACCAGUGCCCAUGAAUGGCUGGAUGCCAUCAAGAUGGGCCGCUACAAGGAGAAUUUUGACCAGGCCGGACUGACCACCUUCGAUGUCAUCUCACGUAUGACACUGGAAGAUAUCCAGCGCAUUGGGAUCACCCUGGUUGGUCACCAGAAGAAGAUUCUCAACAGCAUCCAGCUCAUGAGAGUUCACUUGAACCAGCUCGAACCAGUGGAGGUCUGAGGUUUAGACCAUUCUCCCACCUCCAAACUCCAGGAAGGGAAUUCAGAGGGAUUUUCACUAUCAAUGGGAGCAAGCGAGGAGCUCCCUGGAGACUUUGUGCAGAGAGAGAGUGGGCAUUAAAUGUCCCAUGCCACCAAACCAAACCCUUGCAGUGAUUUGACUGCAAUGCUACAGAACUUGUGCCAUUCAGAUGUGGGUGAUCUUGUACAUUGGGGAAGGACUGGGGGAAGAGGGAGCUACUGUAAUGUGGGGAGGAGCUGGAAGAUAAUUUGGACAGAUCAGACACACCUGCUGCCUCUUCUCUGCCAGCAGAUGGGAUCAAAAACAUUACAAAGCUGUCAUUGGACUGUGUCUGCAGCUGGGAGCCCAUCAAAGCCACACAGACAUUUUUCACCCUGAACCAGGCAAAAUAAAGGCAGAGGAAAGUUACAUUUUUUUUCUAAA